Molecule: messenger RNA, 336 nt
Organism: Rotaria sp. Silwood1
Lineage: Eukaryota; Metazoa; Rotifera; Eurotatoria; Philodinida; Philodinidae
Source: the annotation of a GenBank genome assembly
AUGAUUGAAAUUCUUUUUGGUUAUUUUAUUUUUGAUUCAAUUGAUAUGUUAAGAAAACUACCAAGUAGACAAACAUAUGAAUAUCUUCUACAUCAUAUUAUUAUUAUUGGAUGUUUUGGUAUUUCAGUUUAUUAUGGUCAAUUUAUUGGAUAUUGUGUUCUUAGUUUAUUUCUUGAAAUAAAUAGUAUAUUUUUACAUUUAUAUUGGAAUACAUCUCGAAAAAAUAAAAUUUUUCUUAUUAAUACAAUACUUAAUCUAGAUAUGUUUUAUUUCUCUAUAGUAAUUAUCUUGAGAGUCGUUAGUUGUGUUUUUAUUAUUUUUUUCUCGAGACAUUAA